This is a messenger RNA of Eruca vesicaria subsp. sativa (arugula), 378 nucleotides long. NCBI's taxonomy places the organism in Eukaryota, Viridiplantae, Streptophyta, Magnoliopsida, Brassicales, Brassicaceae. The record is from the annotation of a GenBank genome assembly.
AUGAUCCACGGGCUAUGCGAGAUGGGGUGGUUAGGGAGCGCGAGGAAGCUGUGGUUUGAGAUGAUAGAAGAGAAAGGGAUGCGGCCUAACGAGUUCACUUACAGUAUGAUGGGUACAUGCGCACUCUACGGUGAGAUGAUUAAGAAUGGGUAUGGAGAAACAACGGUUAGUUGUAAUACGAUGAUCACGGGGUUGUGCUCAUAUGGGAGAGCAGACCAGGUGUUUGAGGUUUUUACGAGGAUGUCUGAAAUAGAAGUGGCACGGGAUGCAAUUACGUAUAACGCUUUGGUUCAAGGGUUUUGCAAGGAGAGUAAAGUUGAGAGAGGGAUUAGUCUUCCCUUUUGCCUCACAUUCCAUCUUACAAAUUUUGGGUUUUGA